AUGGUGCUUGUCGGACUUUUAGCCGCCACGAUUGUGAUGCUUUUGAUGCUCGGUGCUAACAACUACUGGUCGAUCAAAAGACGGCGGGAAAACAUCGGUAAUUCGUACGAGUUUUACGUCGAUGAUCUCAUCAACACGACCGGCGUAGGCGUGAUUAUUUUUAGCAAGGACGGCGAAAUUAUUUGGGUUUCGCGGUUUGUAGACGAACGUUUUGAAAAAACGUUGAUCGGUCAAGAUUUAAACGUGCUGGGAGAAGACUUUGCCGAAAAACUUCAGUCUGGCAAAGAUAAAUUUCGCUUUGAAGCUAACGCUCUGGUUUACGAAGCGCAAGUCAACGCCCACAACCGCACGAUCGUAGUCAAAGAUGUGACAACCGAACAAAAUCUGCUCCGCGCUUACCGCGACGAAAAAGUUGUUUUUGGAGAACUUGAGAUUGAUAACUACCAACAACUCCAAGGUGUUUUGCCCGAAGACGAACUUUACCGAGUCCAAACGAUCGUUUUAAAGAUGCUAGACCAACUCGUAAACCGCUACAACAUCAUUUACCGUCAGUACGUACACGGCAAAUACAUCUUGGUCUGCAACGAAAGCGUGCUGGAAGAAUUUAAACGUCAAGAGUUUAGUUUUCUUGAUGAAGUGCGCAACGAAAACGUGAUGAAUGGCGUUCGCUUGACGAUUUCAAUUGGUUUUGGUGCCGGAUCAGCUCAACAAAAAGAGUUGCUUGAACUAGCCAAAGAUGGACUGCUUCAAGCUCAGUCGCGCGGCGGCGAUCAAGUGGCGGUUGAAUACAGCAACUUAAAACCGCGCUACUUCGGAGCUAAGACCGAGAUUGCAGCUCCUAGUUCGCGGGUUAAAAUUAAACAAAUUACCUCCAUGAUUGAGGAAAAAGUUCGCCAAGCGUCGGUGCGAAACGUGAUCAUUUACGGUCACAUUGACGCCGAUCUUGAUGCGAUCGGAGCCGCUUUUGGAGUGUACGAACUACUCAAAAACAUCGGUAAACCGAUAUACAUUCAAAACAAAAUUUACGAUAAAACCGUCGAAAAAGUGCUUGAUGACUUCUUUGAGCGCGACGAACUUGAGAUUUUCAUCACCCCGGCUCGAGCCCAAAAACUCACUUCCCGGGGAACGGUGAUUUUUAUCGUUGACACAGCCGAAAUAAGCCGGAUUGAAAACCCGCGCGCGUUUGACAAGGCUAACUUAAGCAAUGUUUACGUAAUUGACCACCACCGCGCCAGUCAACUACCCAACGAAAUACCAAUCGAAAACAUUUACAUUGACACGUUCGCUUCUUCCACUUCCGAAAUAGUCACUGAAAUGCUGAUUUUUUCCCGCUACGCGGUCAAACCGUCCAAAAAUUCGGUCCAACUGAUGCUGAACGGCAUCUACCUUGAUACCAAACAAUUUCAAAAAUCGAUUUCUUCCAAAACCUUUGACGCCGCUUCUUGGCUAGAAAAACACGGCGCUCAAUCGCAAAUCGCCUCCGAAAUUUUGAAAAUUCCGAGCAAAUACUCAAUGCUGGUUAACGCUAUUUUGAGUGAACUUCGCGAAGUUAAAGAAGGCUAUUUUCUAGCUGCUUACGAUGGCGAAGUGCCCGAUGACAUUGUUUCGCUGGCAGCUGACGAAAUUUUACGGACCCAAGGUCGCAAGGCGGCUUUUGUGAUCGCCAAAACUCCCGGCAAAAAAGUUUGGAAACUUUCGGCGCGCGGGAUUAACACCAACGUCCAAACCAUUGCUGAGCAAGUCGGUGGUGGCGGACACUUUGGAGCUAGCGCGGCUCAGUCAACCGAACCGCUCAACGUUUUCCUUGACAACGUAAUUCAAGCAAUCGUCUCCCGGAAAGGCGAUAAAUAA
Centruroides sculpturatus (bark scorpion) is the source of this 1851-nucleotide messenger RNA. RefSeq names its product cyclic-di-AMP phosphodiesterase GdpP-like. Lineage: Eukaryota; Metazoa; Arthropoda; Arachnida; Scorpiones; Buthidae. The record is from RefSeq and is a predicted model, not a curated record. The transcript has a single exon. Bases 1 to 1851 code for a protein of 616 amino acids. Gene Ontology annotation, molecular function: nucleic acid binding.